Molecule: messenger RNA, 532 nt
Organism: Microplitis demolitor
Lineage: Eukaryota; Metazoa; Arthropoda; Insecta; Hymenoptera; Braconidae
Gene: mRpS33
Product: 28S ribosomal protein S33, mitochondrial
Exons: 2
Coding region: 141-470 (109 amino acids)
Cellular component (GO): mitochondrion
Source: RefSeq, a predicted model, not a curated record
UUGGAUGUGCGCAUGAUGUUUUUACCUGCACAGAAAUUUUAAAAACAAAGUUCUCUGGUAAUCAGAGAAAAUUAACAACAAAAAAAAUAGUUUUCAACUCAAUUUCUGGUAAAAAAAAUCUUGACAAUAAUUCCGACACGAUGUCAAAGUACGUAGAACUUGCAAAAGUAUCAACGACGUAUGCAAAACGUAUGAAUCACCUGUCAAACAGAAUAUUCGGCGAGGUCUUUCGUCCUACAAACUAUCAGUCUAUGAAAGUCGUAAAGAUGUUUAGCGAAAAACCGAUACAAAAACGUCCAGAAAUUGUUGAAUAUUACCCACGACUUCCGGAGAUCGGUUGGCUCAUGAAAAAUCUUCGUCUCUAUGGUCUCUAUCGUGAUGAGCAUUUAGAUUGGAAAGAGGAAAUUGAAAGAUUGCGAGUUCUGAGAGGUAAAAAACCCCGCGUCAAGAAAUCAUUACGUGGAAAAUAAGUUUUUUAAAAUAUGUAUAAAAGUUUAUAGAAAUUAUAAUAAAUUUAUAAUUCAUUAAUUUA